This is a messenger RNA of Panicum virgatum (switchgrass), 1165 nucleotides long. RefSeq names its product probable disease resistance protein RPP1. The transcript has 2 exons. The record is from RefSeq and is a predicted model, not a curated record. Bases 84 to 965 code for a protein of 293 amino acids. Lineage: Eukaryota; Viridiplantae; Streptophyta; Magnoliopsida; Poales; Poaceae. Gene Ontology annotation, molecular function: protein binding. Gene Ontology annotation, biological process: defense response to fungus.
GGGAGGAGAGUGCAUCACAGACCACUGUUUCCUCCCCCUCUGCUCCGGUAACUACUCUGCAUGUAUAUGACUGCGAGGUGCCUAUGCAUCAGUGGAGGCUGCUGCACCACCUCCCCGCCCUCACUAAAUUAAGGAUAACCGGAUGCAGUGAUCUGAGCAGCUCACCGCAGAUCAUGCAAGCACUCUCCUCCCUCGAGUGGCUAUUUCUGGAGAGCAGAGACCAGCCAGUACCAGAACAGCCAAAUUGGUUGGGUCAGCUUGCAUCACUUAAGGAGUUGACAAUAAAGAAAUACGAGGUGCAGGCCUUGCAGGGUUCCAUGGGGCAUCUCACUGGGUUACAGUCACUACGUCUGAACUAUAUUGGAAGCAUGACAGCGCUGCCUCGAUGGGUGGGAGACCUCAUCUCUCUGCAACAUUUGGAUAUCUCAAACUGUUCGAACCUAAAUGAUUUGACAGAGACAAUCGGGUGCCUCGCCUCUCUUCAAGCAUUGCAAAUCCACAGUUGUGGAAACCUGAAUGAUUUGCCAGAGAGCAUCGGGCGUCUCACCUCUCUCAAUAAACUCGCCAUCCGCUAUUGCAACGGCAUCACAUUGUUACCAGAGAGCAUCGGGCGUCUCACAUCUCUCAACAAUCUCGACCUCAGGCAAUGCCACGGCAUCACAUGUUUACCAGAGAGCAUCGGGGGCCUGACCUCUCUCAACAAACUUGAGAUCGAUAAUUGCAAUGGCAUCACAUCUUUACCAGAGAGCAUAAAACAACUAAACAAGCUCAAAAUGAUAACAAUUAGAAGCGAUGAACUAGUGAAGUGGUGUGGAGCUAAGGAGAACAAGGCGAUGCUCUCUCACAUAUAUAUAAGUGUAAAACCAAGGUUUGGGAACCUCACACCCACCUCUGGACCAAAACUCGCCGGCGGCCCCAUGGCAAUCUUGGCUACCCCCCUCCACCUGACCGUGAGUGAUUUGUAGUACCCUACUGGACUUGUGAUGUGAUGGACUUGUAGUACCCUUGUGGACUUGUGAUGUGAUGUGAUGGACUUGUAUUCGGACUCUAUCUAUGUGAUGGACUUUCAGACUCGUUUUAUGUGAUGUGAUGGACAUUACCUUGUGUUAUUUGUAUCGAUGCUAUUGUCGCAAUUGACAAUUAUAUAUUUGUCGUUAUAACUGCC